AUCUCGAAGGAAAAGGUGGAUACAAAAUUAUUUUUCUAAUGAUUUGUAACAAGUUGUAAAAAUCGACGUAAAUGAAUUUAAUUAGGAAUAAAAUUUUGAUUCCAUGAAUUCGAAAAAUAAUUAUAUGUAAGCAAUCUAAAUAUUACAUUAGUUUUGCAUGCAGUUGAUGAUAAAUUUGUCUAAGUAUAAGCAUUUUUUCAACUAGUGUUAUCGCUUUCGAAGUCGGCUUAUUUAUCGAGUCUACGUUAAAAUGCAAUUGAUUCGUUAAAUAUUCAUUCGAAGUAUCUUUUUCACACGUUUGCCAAUUAGAAAAAUGCGUUAUUUUGUUACCGAAAAAUCGCACAGCUUGAAAAAGUGUAAGAAUUAUAUCGUAAGUGCUGUUUUACGAUUUGGUUAGAUAAAAAUGACUGUUCUACAGAUGAGAGAUACUGAUGAAGAAACAAAUCAACCGCCUGCGAAAAAACUACGUUUUUCAUCAUCACGUCACAAAGCCGAAGAUACUAGACGACACGUUCAAGCCUGGCUAGAUUCAUCGGAUAAUGAUUCAUUUAUAAACUCUAAUCAAAUGCCAGUAGCGUCAGAAACUAUGGUUAAUGGUUAUGGGUUAAACGACCCAUUUCAUCAGGCGCAUACUCAAAGGUCGCCUGAAGAAAAUGGUUAUAGCGACUGUCUAAUUCCUAUUGCACCUUUAUUGAACCUUGGUAACACUUGUUUUCUGAACAGCGUUCUGUAUACGCUGCGUUUCGCACCUUCUUUUUUACAUAAGCUACAUCACUUGUACUCUGAUUCUGCAUCGUUUACCAAGCAACUCAACGCUGCCAAGCAAGAGAGAGCUUGUUCGUUGGGACGAAAUCUUGCAGGCAAAUCGGGUUCGUGGGGACACAAGGACUCGUAUCCGAAUAACUCUAAUGAUUCUGAAAUGAAAACACAAGCUGUAAUUACUAAACUACACCAAGUUUACGCAUCUUUAUGGUCAAACGAGUACAAAGAUCGUAUGGAACCGUUCCAACCGCUUAGUUUUUUACACGCGUUGAGGGAAGUGAAUCCAAUUUUUGAAGGAAAUCAACAACACGACGCGCACGAAUUACUCGUCUGUCUAUUGGAUAUAAUUCGAGAAGCAUGCGAUAUCGUUUAUAAUCAGAAUUCAAUCAUAGAAAGACAGCCACCACAAUGCCCUUCUUCGUCGACCAGUUCUGGAAUAAAAUCGUAUGUUCGAAAAUCGCUGAAAUUCAGUCGAGUUAUGAAUUACGAAAAAGGCUCGAAUUGUUUGCGAGAAAAUUAUUCCGAAGGUGAUAUGCGUAAGUACCUGAUAAACGACGAUGUAGCCAAAGACGAUACGGAUUCCGUGUACAUGGAGGAACGUUACAGUGGUCCUAAUCAGGAUACGAUUUUCGAAGAUUUCCAAGGUAUUUCUUUGCUACGUACUACGUGUCUGGAAUGCGAACACGUUACCGAACGAAAGGAGACUUUUUGUGAUAUUUGUGUACCGAUCAAAUCGGAAUCAGACUGCGACGAUGAAAAAUCCAUAGAUCGUCUGUACGAGUCGGUUAUCGUAACUGAGGAGUAUCUCAUAGACUGUAAUAAGUAUUGGUGCGAGAAAUGUUCUCGUCUAAACGAAGCUAAACGUUGCGUUCGAUACGAAAGGUUACCUAGACUGUUGACGUUGCAUUUGAAACGAUUUUCAUCGGGAUUUGGAUCAUCAGUCUCCAAAGUGAACGACUACAUGCCGACUCCUUUCACUUUAUCUUGCUUUUGCGAAAAAUGCCUCGGUAACGAAGAACCACCUCAUAAAUACUACUUAUACGCUGUAAUCAUGCAUCUCGGCGCAGCCAUCGCUUCGGGACACUACGUAGCCUACGUGCGAACCUUUGAUAACCCUCAAGAUUACGUAUACUGCGUUAAAGAUAAACCAAAAACCUCGAGUUUAUCGCGAGGCUACAGUAUUAACUCGGUGUCUCAAAACACCAACUCGAAUUCAAACCCAAUGGUCGAUAAAUCCAACUCGCUGUUGAGAUACUUCAGUCGCAAGCUAUCGUCUAAAUCAUUCUCGAACGGUAGCAACUCAUCUGGUUCUUCUAAAGACUCAGAUUUACGUCGAGAACGCGUAAAACCAACUUGCAAAGGAGCCGAAUGCUGCUCGAUCCGGUUACGAGCCAUUUCCAACGAUCAAGAUAACGUUGUAUGGUUAGAAUGCGACGACGAAUCGGUUAGAACCAUUACGAUGGAAGAACUAAAAGAAAUGCUGGCACCGAAAACGAAUAAAAAUUCAGCUCUGACGCCGUACUUGUUGUUUUACACGAAAGCCUGAGCGAACAUCGUAAUCGUGUGUCGAAUAUUGUGAUAUUUAUUUCUCGCCGCGAACUGUCCCGGUGUGUUUUUUUUUCUCUUUACGUUUUAGAAUGUGGUUGAGGUGUUAGCAAGGUCUUUAUUGUUUAAUAAUUUAUUUAUUUUGCUCGAGAGUACUCGUUAAUUUGUAGACAUAUCUGUAGGAAACAACCAGCUUGCGUAUUUUGAGUUUUGUCGAUUUUGUUUUCCUCUAUACUCUUCAAAAAGAAGUAUCUUCAUCCAACGGAUGGAUGGUUUUUUAAGUUAAUUUUAAAAAUUAAAUCAAUUUUUCCCAAUGCCAAGGGGCUUUAUUUUUUCAAAAGCAAUAUUUUUUUUGGACAAUACUAUUUAAGCAAUACUUUAUUACGUAACUCAUUCCAUUGGAAAAUAUUGUAAAAAUGAAUGAAAAAAAUUAUGUGAUUAAUUUAGUUGAACAAUCGUUACCCCGUUUGCAAUGUUAAAAUGUACCAUUGUAUUAAAACGUAACUUGAGUAAGGUUUCUCUUUUUUGUUUGCGUACUCGUUUGUUGUUUUUUUUUUUGGAAAAUUAUUUUUUUUGUUUGUUUUUUCUUGAGGUACAUUGCGUGUGCUAAAUAAAACGAGCGUAUUAUUUUUAAUUCUUUUUUUUUCUCUGUAGACGCACUAGUCAUCAGAAUAAUUUAUAUUUUUGCUUAGUAACUUUCAUUCCAUUGUACAUUUCAUAUAAUGUAUGUAAUUUUUCUUCAUAAUUUCCGUCGUACCUGAAGCGAAAAGACUUUUUAGACGGGUUGUUUUAUUUUAUUUUUUAACUGAAAUAACUUACUGUAUUUUUUUCGAAUCAAAAUUAAUUCUUCUUUGCAUCAGCUUAACCCUCGUUUAUAUUGUGUACAUACAUAAUAUUUUUUGGCGAUUACGUUAGUUUUAUGUACAGUAUUCGUGUAUGUAAAUAAUAAAUACGUAAUUUUACCAGACUUGUUAGAAGUAUGUGUUAAGGUCUCAGUAUAUUUUAGUUUAGUUGAAGUUUAUUUAUUUCAAAUAGAUUCGUAUUUAUGUGGUUUUCA
Messenger RNA from Planococcus citri (citrus mealybug), 3364 nucleotides. It is a transcript of the gene Usp1, whose product is annotated as ubiquitin specific protease 1. Gene Ontology annotation, molecular function: cysteine-type deubiquitinase activity. The transcript is spliced from 8 exons. NCBI's taxonomy places the organism in Eukaryota, Metazoa, Arthropoda, Insecta, Hemiptera, Pseudococcidae. Gene Ontology annotation, biological process: protein deubiquitination. Gene Ontology annotation, cellular component: nucleus; cytosol. The record is from RefSeq and is a predicted model, not a curated record. The coding region runs from base 404 to 2308 and encodes 634 amino acids.